GUUCAACACAUUUUCAGAGGAGGAUAAAGAAAGAUUAACAAAUAUUACUUGAGAAGACAGAGGUGAAUCACAGUUUCACAGCAUGUGAUUGGCUAUUCGUCACUGAUGUCACACCUAAACUCAGGAUCAAAGCCCGAGUUGAUAGAUAGAUUUGAUGAUCAGCGUCAACAAAACCAACAAAGCCUGGUUGGAUUGGUUUGGUUUUGUGAACUCAAAACUAAUCCUUUCACCCUGAGUUUGUUCAACUACCACCAUGAUCAAUUUCAGAUUCAGAAAGAAGAAUGUCUCAGCCUGUCAUACCCAUGACAUCAACGGUUGUCUUCCAGUUUCAACCACCAACACAAACACCAGUAGCAGGAACUGGGACAAAUGCUCCUGUUUAUGUACAACAGCCAGCAGGAGUUUCACCUCUUCAUGGAAUUCAACCAUUUCUGAAAGGCCAACCAAAAGCCGUUGGGACUGUCCAGAUAAUGAUUGGUUUGUGGACUUUCCUAUUGGGAAUCGUGUCUACAGUUUAUGCAAAUUCCAUCUUUGUCUUUAGUGGUAUACCUUACUGGGGAUCUCUCAUCUACAUAAUCGCAGGCUCACUCUGCAUUGCUGCAGAAAACUAUCAGAAUUCACCCUCCAGUUUGUGUUUGGUGAAAGGUUCACUUGUAAUGAACAUUUUCAGUGCUAUAACUGGAGGCAUUUCAUUUAUCAUAAUUUCGUUGGAUUUGGUUAUUGGGCCAUUGAUGUACAGUCACUGCUACUUUUCUAAUUGUUACCUUGAUACAAAGUACCUGACUCUCUUCAUGGGAAUCAGUGGUGUAUUGUUGACGUUCACCUUCCUUCAGUUUAUCAUCUCCAUCUACCUGUCAGCAUUUGCCUGUAAAGUCGCCUGCUGCUGCUCUCCACAGGUGCCGUUAGUUCCACAAGUUAUAACCGCACAGCCUUGUGACUUUAGGCCCAAUAAUUUCCAAGAGAUAUCUGUGGUCAGCAACCCUGCCAUGUAUCAACAUCCAGCAGAAAAUCCUCCACAAUACGAGAACCUGAACAUUAAAAGUCAACCGAUUUGAGUUGGGACAUAUUAGUUUGUUAUUAUGUUUUGAUUGAUACUGUGAAGCUGCUUUGAUGCAGUCUAUAUUGUAAAAAGCGCUAUAUAAAUAUACUCGACUUGACUUGUGGGGUUUCCCAGUGAUUUCCUGUCCAUUAUUUCUAAAGUUCUUUCAUUAAACAGAGAACAUUAAAGCAAAGAAAGAGAUCACUUGAUCAGAUAUUAAUUGCGUAUCACAAAUGUAAACAAUAUCUAUUAGACUAGAUCAUAUUUUAUGAUUUUCUUUCUUUACUUAAGUCAAUAAAGUUGCUUAAUCAUUAUUUGAAAAUGUAUAGAUUGUUUUGAACAACUAAUUGCUUAAUACAGUAAAAUCUGUGAGAAUAAAGUAUACCG
This is a messenger RNA of Pimephales promelas (fathead minnow), 1426 nucleotides long. Lineage: Eukaryota; Metazoa; Chordata; Actinopteri; Cypriniformes; Leuciscidae. The record is from RefSeq and is a predicted model, not a curated record.